This is a messenger RNA of Molossus molossus (Pallas's mastiff bat), 1117 nucleotides long. RefSeq names its product TNF receptor superfamily member 9 (gene TNFRSF9). The record is from RefSeq and is a predicted model, not a curated record. Gene Ontology annotation, biological process: apoptotic process; negative regulation of cell population proliferation. Gene Ontology annotation, cellular component: external side of plasma membrane. The transcript is spliced from 8 exons. Bases 140 to 892 code for a protein of 250 amino acids. Lineage: Eukaryota; Metazoa; Chordata; Mammalia; Chiroptera; Molossidae. Gene Ontology annotation, molecular function: signaling receptor activity; cytokine binding.
CUGCUCGAAGGGAAGAGCGAGACGUGGACGGUUCCUCAACAGCCCUGCGACCUCAGAGUGGUAUUUGUGAAGCCGAGACUCGGAUCAACAUUCUUUUGGAAUCUGCUUUGCUAGUAUCAUAUUCGUGCCAGACUGCAACAUGGGAAACGGGUAUUACAGCCUCAUGGCCACUGUGCUGCUGGUCACGAGUUUUGAGAGGACACUGAUGCAGGAUCCCUGCAGGAGCUGUCCAGCUGGAACUUUCUGUGGGCAAACCAAGAAUCCGAGCUGCAUUCCCUGUCCUUCAGACAGCUUCUCCAGCGCCGGCGGGCAGAAGGCCUGUGACAUCUGCAGGCGCUGUGAAGGUGUCUUCCGGACGAGGAGGGUGUGCACCCCCACCAGCAACGCCGAAUGCGAGUGCAUCCCAGGGUUCCACUGCCGCGGCGCCGGCUGUUCCAUGUGUGAGCCGGACUGCAGACGAGGCCAGGAACUGACCCUACACGGUUGUGAAGACUGCUCUGCUGGGACAUUUAAUGAUCAGAAACACGGCCCUUGUCAGCCCUGGACAGACUGUUCUGUGGACGGGAAGACGGUGCUGGUGAAUGGGACGAAGGAGAGCGAUGUGGUGUGUGGACCCGUCUCAGCCGACUUCUCUCCAGGCACAGCCACCACCGUGCCUGCCCCUGCGCCAGGUCACCACCCCCAGAUCAGCAUCUUCCUCGCGCUGGCGAUGACGGCCCUGUUCCUGGUGUUCUUGCUCAUGGUCCGCUUCUCCGCGUCCGCGCAGGGCAGGAAGAAACUGCUGUACAUGUUCAAACAACCGUUCCUGAAGACAGCGCGCACCGCCCAGGAGGAAGACAGCUGCAGCUGCGGCUUCCCGGAGGAGGAGGAGGGAGAGGGGCAGAGGCUGUGACCGAGCGCGCCGGACGCUUCUGACAAGACCCGAAGGAGGAGUCCGAGUGAUCCCACCAGCAGAUCUUUCUGUGCUGAAAAAGGCCAUCCUAGACAACACCCAGAUGACCCCCAAGAUCCUUCCAAAUGCUGACGCGUGUGCCUUGAAAAUGUACCACCUUCCACAGGACAGAGCUGUUGGUAAAGGGGCAUUUUCUAGAUAGUACUUGACAGGGUUGGGCUCCUU